AUGAAAGUGUUAUCUCCAAGCAACGAGGGAUUCAUAUUUCAUGCCGGUGGUAGCGUCAUGGUUGAUACAUAUAAUGACCCAUAUGGAGCUAUAAUAUACGGAUACAAUGAGACAGAAGUUCUGCUCUGGAGACCAUCCCAGACCAAUACAAAUGGACAUUUGGUUUACGUGGGUGGAAAGUGGGGUAACGGGCUAAGUAAUCAAGAAAGUGACGUUGUUGAAGUCAUCGUUAAAGUUAUCGACAUAACAGGCACGCCUUGCAAUGGUACAGAAUUAUGCUCGCCUGAUUGGUCAAAGACUAGAUGCAUUUCUACAGAUUGUCCUAUCCCUCCUGAUAUUGACAAUGCUUAUAAAGUUUAUGAAGGAGUGACUAAUGGUAGCAAGACGUUGUACUCUUGUAAAUCAGGAUACACUGAAAGUUCAGAUGACGUCAUAAUUAACUGUGUAGAGGGUACAUGGUCUUUAACUUCAAUGUUCUGCAGAGAAUCUUGUCCUGAGCCACCCGCCAUUGCUAACGCUGACGUCAUGGUCUCUGAGAAUGUUGCUUUAUACUCCUGUCGUCAGGGUUUUCUUCCAAAAUCUGGAACCAACUCAAUAAACUGCUUACAAUCUGAGUGGCAGAAAACAAACCUCAUCUGCUAUGGUUUAAGUGGUUUGAUACCUUGA
Messenger RNA from Saccostrea cuccullata (small rock oyster), 666 nucleotides. Its product is annotated as sushi, von Willebrand factor type A, EGF and pentraxin domain-containing protein 1-like. Bases 1 to 666 code for a protein of 221 amino acids. The transcript is spliced from 5 exons. NCBI's taxonomy places the organism in Eukaryota, Metazoa, Mollusca, Bivalvia, Ostreida, Ostreidae. The record is from RefSeq and is a predicted model, not a curated record.